GGAGAGGGAGCCGGGUGAGCCAGCCUGGGGGUGGGGCGGGGGUGGGGGCAGUUUUGGGGGAGAUGGAUCCGUGGCUCCGGUGGGGGUUGGAGGCGCCCGGAGUCGGCGGCGGGGCGCGCAGCGCAAGAGCCUUUGAAUUUCUGGCACGGUGUAGGGAUGAUUUAGAACCAGCCAUUGAAUUUCUGCCUCACCGGUCCCUCCUCAAGCCCUCCCAGACCCCUUCUCCAAAGAAAACCUGCGCUUGUUUGUUUAAUAGGGGAACGCUGCUCUCUCUCUCGCUCGCUCUCUCUCGCUCGCACCCUCGCUCUGCGUUCUGUCCGGGAGGAGUACGGAGAAGCCAAUAGGAUGCGGGGUCUCUAAUGGAUGCAAAUGAUCAUGAAAAGACAGUGCAAAAUAUGAAACAACUCAUUUGCAGGGAAGUAAAUCACCGAAAACUGUUUAUGAACUGGCAUCCUUUCUUCGAAAUGUAAAGCGAGGACCUCUUUAAGUGGCGCCCCCAACUACAGCCGCCGCCGCCGCCGCCGCUUCAAAAUUCAAUAAAAUGAGCUCUUAUUUCGUCAACUCACUGUUCUCCAAAUACAAAACCGGGGAGUCCCUGCGCCCCAAUUAUUAUGACUGCGGCUUCGCCCAGGACCUGGGCGGCCGACCCACCGUGGUGUACGGUCCCAGCAGCGGCGGCAGCUUCCAGCACCCGUCGCAAAUCCAGGAGUUCUACCACGGGCCGUCGUCGCUGUCCACGGCUCCCUACCAGCAAAACCCGUGCGCCGUGGCGUGCCACGGGGACCCAGGCAACUUCUACGGCUACGACCCGCUGCAGCGGCAGAGCCUGUUUGGUGCGCAGGAUCCAGACCUGGUGCAGUACGCCGACUGCAAGCUCGCCGCCGCCAGCGGCCUGGGCGAGGAGGCCGAGGGGUCCGAGCAGAGCCCGUCGCCCACCCAGCUCUUCCCCUGGAUGCGCCCGCAAGCAGCCGCCGGACGCAGGCGAGGCCGACAGACCUACAGCCGCUACCAGACCCUGGAGCUGGAGAAGGAGUUCCUAUUUAAUCCCUAUCUGACUCGCAAGCGGCGGAUCGAGGUAUCGCAUGCGCUGGGACUGACAGAGAGACAGGUCAAAAUCUGGUUCCAGAACCGGAGGAUGAAGUGGAAAAAGGAAAACAACAAAGACAAGUUCCCCAGCAGCAAAUGUGAGCAGGAGGAGCUGGAGAAGCAGAAGCUGGAGAGGGCCCCAGAGGCGGCGGAGGAGGGCGACGCGCAGAAGGGCGACAAGAAGUAGGCUCCAAGUGGGACUGCCAGGGCCGCGGCGGCCCUCCGUCCGCCGGCCCCCGGGCCGCGCCGCCACCGCCACCACCGCCCGCCCCCACCCGAGAGAGCUCCGGCCCCGCGAGCGGGGCCCGGAGCCUGGCCUCCCACCGCAGCGUCCCCACCGCGCCAGUCCCCGCUAGUGGUAGUAUCUCGUAAUAGCUUCUGUGUGUGAGCUACCGUGGAUUUCCUUCCCUUCUCUCGGGGGUCGUGGGGAGAGACAAGGAUUGUAAGCAAGGACUCCCUCGCCCAGCGAGGGUGAGCGGCUGCGGCUUGGCUGAGCCCCCGCCCCCGCCCCCGCCCCCUGUAAAAAGCCUCCUUGUGCAAUGGUCUCUUUUCCUUUGAACGUGCUUCUUUGUAAUGACCGAGGUACCGAUUUUUGCUAAGUUCUCCCAACAACAUGAAACUGCCUAUUCACGCCGUAAUUCUUUCUGUCUCCCUCUCUCUCUCUCUCUCUCUCUCUCUCUCUCUCUCUCUCUCUCUCUCUUUCCCCCUCCUCAUUUUCUCCUCCCUCCCCUCUCUCCCUGUUGCCCUGCCUAGCUCGCUGGCUUUCUCUCUUGCUUCUCUCUUUUUCCUCCCCACCUUUUUGGUUUGACAGUUUUGUCUUAAGUGUUUCUCAAAAGAGGUUACUUUAGUUAGCAUGCGCGCUGUGGGCAAUUGUUAAAAGUGUUCUUAGGUUUACUGUGAAGAGAAUGUAUCCUGUAUCCGUGAAUUGCUUUAUUGGGGGGAGGGAGGGCUAAUUAUAUAUUUUGUUGUUUCUCUAUACUUUGUUCUGUUGUCUGCGCCUGAAAAGGGCGGAAGAGUUACAAUAAAGUUUACAAGCGAGAACCCGA
Molecule: messenger RNA, 2132 nt
Organism: Phyllostomus hastatus (greater spear-nosed bat)
Lineage: Eukaryota; Metazoa; Chordata; Mammalia; Chiroptera; Phyllostomidae
Gene: HOXB8
Product: homeobox B8
Exons: 6
Coding region: 542-1273 (243 amino acids)
Biological process (GO): regulation of transcription by RNA polymerase II
Cellular component (GO): nucleus
Molecular function (GO): RNA polymerase II transcription regulatory region sequence-specific DNA binding; DNA-binding transcription factor activity, RNA polymerase II-specific
Source: RefSeq, a predicted model, not a curated record